Molecule: messenger RNA, 1223 nt
Organism: Nelumbo nucifera (sacred lotus)
Lineage: Eukaryota; Viridiplantae; Streptophyta; Magnoliopsida; Proteales; Nelumbonaceae
Product: protein THYLAKOID FORMATION1, chloroplastic-like
Biological process (GO): protein import into chloroplast thylakoid membrane; thylakoid membrane organization; photosynthesis
Cellular component (GO): chloroplast thylakoid
Source: RefSeq, a predicted model, not a curated record
UCUUCAUUUCGAUUUUACACUCCUAAAUUCUCUGCUCAAGGAUCGUCUUUCAUGGCGGCUAUUUCUUCUUUAUCUUUUACUGCAUUGGGCCAAGCGUCGGAGAGGAAGCAUGCGGUUUCUUCGAUUCGAUCGUUAGGUUCUACUUUUUAUGGUUUUCGAUUCCGAACCAUUUCUGUUUCCGAUUCACCUGGAGUUCGAACCCGGAAUUCGACUUCUCGAAUGGUUAUUCAAUGCAUGUCAUCUGCAACAGAUGUGCCCACAGUAUCUGAGACAAAAUUAAGCUUUCUCAAGGCAUACAAGAGGCCUAUCCCUACCGUAUACAACACCGUGCUGCAAGAGCUGAUUGUCCAACAGCAUCUGAUGAGAUAUAAGAGGACAUACCGAUAUGACGCUGUCUUUGCUCUUGGUUUUGUGACUGUGUAUGAUCAGCUCAUGGAAGGGUACCCAAAUGAUGAGGAUCGAGAUGCCAUCUUCCAAGCCUAUAUCAAAGCAUUGAAGGAGGAUCCUGAACAAUACAGAUCUGAUGCCCAAAAGUUGGAAGACUGGGCCCGGACUCAAAAUGCCAAUUCAUUAAUUGAAUUUCCUUAUAGAGAGGGAGAAGUUGAAGGGAUUUUGAAAGAUAUUUCAGAACAGGCUAGGGGUAAUGGGAGUUUCAGCUAUAGUCGUUUCUUUGCUAUUGGGCUAUUUCGUCUUCUGGAAUUGGCAAAAGCAACAGAGCCAUCUAUCUUAGAACAGUUUUGUGCAGCCUUAAACAUAAACAAAAGAAGUGUAGAUCGAGACCUUGAUGUGUAUCGCAACCUGCUUUCUAAGUUGGUUCAAGCAAAGGAACUCCUAAAGGAGUAUGUAGAUAGAGAAAAGAAGAAAAGAGAAGAAAGGAUGGGGUCUCAGAAGGCUAAUGAGGCCAUUUCAAAAUGCGUGGGAGAAUUCCUAUGUUCAGGUCAAUAGUACAAACCUACUGUUCCAAGUAUUCUGAAACUUAACUCCGUGUUUCUCUUAUGGCUUUUGGAUCAAGAGCAUAAUAUCUGAGUUACCCACCAAAAUACAAGUUUGUAAUUCUUGUAUUAUUUUGAAAUAUGGAGUAUGAUGACCCAAAUACAUCCUUUGUAUUCACCUAUCACCUUGGCUUUUCCCUCUUUCUUCUUCAUCUUUCUGAUUUUCUUUCAAAAUGUAUUCCACUUGUGUUUAUUUAGUACAACAUACAAAUGUUGGAUCAGCAUUCUCCA